UUUGCAUGACUCAGAUGCAGGAUAGUAGCUUUUCUGGGAAUGACUUUGCCUUUGUGAUGAUUCCUUUGACAUUGACUUGAUUUUUCAGAGAGGAUCUGUCCUUGAGUGCUCUAACUGCUGCUGUUUCUAUUUCAGUGGUCCUCCUACGGAGUGUUUUGUCUACCAUGCUCGAGCCACAGAAGCCCGACUGCCAUCCUCUGAUCAUGGGGAAGGAAGAAAGGUUAUGUGUGUUGAGCUGGUGGCUAAUCGCUUCUUACGCAAGGGAAGCUGGAUUUCACAUUCUCAUUACCAGCUAACAGCUGUUAGUGUCUGAUGAGAAGUACUUUCGGCGUGUGAAAUGGCAAUACAUGGUGUUAGAUGAAGCCCAGGCAAUCAAAAGUUCGAACAGUAUAAGAUGGAAGACACUGCUUAGCUUCAAUUGUCGGAACCGAUUGCUGCUGACUGGUACACCUAUCCAGAAUAAUAUGGCAGAGCUGUGGGCCCUUUUGCAUUUUAUUAUGCCAACCUUAUUUGACAGCCAUGAACAAUUUAAUGAGUGGUUUUCAAAAGGAAUCGAGAACCAUGCAGAGCACGGGGGUACUUUGAACGAGCACCAGCUUAACAGAUUGCAUUCAAUUCUUAAGCCUUUUAUGCUGCGAAGAGUUAAAACAGAUGUAAUUUCUGAGCUGACCAGGAAAACUGAGGUUACAGUGCAUUGCAAGUUGAGUUCUCGCCAGCAAGCUUUUUAUCAGGCUAUUAAGAACAAGAUAUCUCUUGCCGAGUUGUUUGAGGGCAAUCGUGGGCAUCUUAAUGAGAAGAAAAUACUAAAUUUAAUGAAUAUUGUCAUUCAGCUGAGAAAGGUGUGUAAUCAUCCAGAGUUGUUUGAAAGGAAUGAGGGAAGAACAUACCUCCACUUUGGGGAGAUCCCAAAUUCUCUUCUGCCCCCUCCCUUUGGGGAGUUGGAGGACGUGCACUAUGCAGGAGGUCACAAUCCUAUAACAUACAAGAUUGUAUAAGUCAAGUUUUAGGACUUCAUAUUCUGGGUUGGUUGGGCCGGCUUGCUUUCCCUCCUCCUCGAUGUUUAUUAGUUCUUCCACCUCGGCCUCUCUCUUGUGGUGUUUUCCCUAAUUUUGAUUCCAUAUUUGUUCCUCGAGAUAAAGAUGUGUCUAAUUGUGAAGGCUCUGCUGACCUGCAUCAUAGUCCUUCAAUUGUUAAAUUUGAUGAGACGUCAUCACAAAUAUCUUGUCGUGACGCUCAGUCUUCGAGUGAAUUGUCAAUCCCCAAGAGUCCUUAUGUGUUUGGCUAAAAGGUAGCGUAACAACUUUAAACGUGGAUGUGCUUGAGCAGACAGUGUUGCAUGUUCAAAAUCAGCUUCUUACCCGUCUUGAAUCAAUGAAUCCGCUUCAACACGAGUCCAUGACACAGGUGGUGGAAUCUACUUUUAUCGUUUUGGAUCGUCUAUUAGUUAAUUAUACACCUUUUCAAGAGCGUGUGAAGGAGUUCAUUGCCUGUGCAUCAUCAGACAAUGGACAAUUAGCUAUGAGUGUUCUAUUCCAUAUCUUUAUUUUAAAUUUGUUCUGGUAUUGAUGAAACAUUCACAAACUCACAAGAAGUUUAUUGUAGGAAAUACAAAGUUGGUAAUCUCUUGUUAUCAAACACUUGCUGAGAGUAAUAAUGGAAAUGUCUUUUCCCAAUUCUUUUGCACAUUGACCACAAACAUGUAGAAAAACUCACUGAAGCUCUGUUGUUUGCGAGUCUAUAGUUAUAACUAUUGUAAUUAUCACUGUCACAAUGAAACUUAGUAUGUGAAAUUCAUCAUGUACAUGUGUGUAAAAGACAUUUGUCAAAAUAUAAUAAAUAUUCUGAUCUAUCUGCUCAAAAUUACUGCAACAUUUUGCAGGGUGAAAUUCAUCAUGUUGUAAAUCCAGAUCCAUACCAUGGAGUUUUUGGUUCCGAUGCCAAUCGUUAUGCCAAAGAUUUGCAA
Quercus robur (English oak) is the source of this 1963-nucleotide messenger RNA. RefSeq names its product chromatin-remodeling ATPase INO80-like. The transcript is spliced from 9 exons. Gene Ontology annotation, molecular function: ATP-dependent chromatin remodeler activity; histone binding; ATP hydrolysis activity. Gene Ontology annotation, cellular component: Ino80 complex. The record is from RefSeq and is a predicted model, not a curated record. NCBI's taxonomy places the organism in Eukaryota, Viridiplantae, Streptophyta, Magnoliopsida, Fagales, Fagaceae. Gene Ontology annotation, biological process: DNA repair. The coding region runs from base 348 to 995 and encodes 215 amino acids.